AAAAACAAAAAUUUUAUUUAAGUUUAUUUUUAUAUUUAUUUCUUCGUAAAACUUUUUCUUUGCCUUCUUUAUUAUUGUUUUGUUAAACGCUACUGACUAAACGUUACGCACAGUUAUUCGCACAAAUAUUUUACGCACAAUUUUUUCUUACUUGGACGCACAGUUAAACGCACAAAAUAAUAAAAACUAAGAAAUUACAAAAUAACCAAACAACCAUCAUCAUGGGAUCUACGGGAGCCGAACGUUCAUUAGGAUCUGGAUUAAUUCCACAAUGGAUGAAGAAUAAAGUUGAUGUCAAAAUGGAUUUGGAUGAUCAUGCUUUCUCACCACCAAGUAUUGAUGAUAGUUUCUUUUUUAUACGUUACAAACGUGAAGAUGACAAUACAUCAACAUCGAGCAACAACAGUUCAAGUAGCACAAUGUCAAAUAUAACAACACGCACAAGUGCAAUUAAAUUAGCAGCAGCAAAUGAAAAUGAUAAUGGUUAUCGUCCAAUCACACAAUUAAUCAGACAAGAAAAUAUUGUACCAAUUGAUAAGAAAGUACCGAAAUUUAAUAAACAUACGGUACCAUGUCAACAAUAUCUUGCACAAACACAACAAAUCGGUGUUACACCAGAUAUUCCAAAAUCAAAACAAAACACACCAGGAGUUGUACGUGUAAAAUCAGCUGGUACAGACGACGGUUUCAAGGGUGAAGGAGCUGCGUGCGGUACCUCAAUUAUCCAAGUAGCAAAUCAAAUGGUAUCUGGUAAAUCGUUACGAGGUUUCCAUCAGGCAUCACUUGAUGGUGAAUGCCCUUCAAAUAAUGUUCAUUCAGAUUCACCACCUUCAAGUAUCCCACAAGGAUUUGAUCCAUUCUCACGACGUGGCAGUAAAUCUUUACCAACUACCCCACUAACAUCACCGAAUUCAUCGCCAAAAUCACGACGUAAAUUACAUAAUCGCUACUUUACUGGUGCAUUUGUUGAUAACGUUGAACGAUAUCAAGGUAGUUGGAUCCUUUCUGGAUUACUUGGAACCCGCGAGGUUUUAAGUCGAUCAGCGAAUACCAUCUCGGAGGAAGAAUUCACGACCUCUUCACAAAUUGACACAUUUUCAAAAUCAACAUCAAAAGUUGACGUGAACAAUGUAAACAUGGAAGCACCAGAAACACCUCCAGAAUCGAUAACCCAAUCAGAUACAAUCAAAUCUCAAGUAUUUCGUCCAAAACCAUCAGAGUUACGAGAAAUGAACUUUUGGUCACCAACUUCAAUGUGAAUUUAAAACCAUACACCACUCUUUUAAUUUAAUUAAUUUGAGGUCCAAAUAAAAUUUGCUACUUUAAUUUCUCUCAAUUCAUUUUAGAAUUUGCAAAUUUUUAUUUAAGUAUUUUUAUGUGGAAUUCCAUAAUUUAUUUAGAAUUUUAAGAUUAAUCUCAUUUUCAUUUGUGUAUAAAAAUUUAUUUUGUGUUGUGAAAACUUGUGUAUUCUCGUUUCGACAUUUAAUUCCCACAUCUGCCCUUUUCAUAUUCAGUGCCCCCAAACAUUUCAAAAUCAUCAAAUAGUUAAGGUAAAAUAUAUUUUUUUAUAAAUAUACUCUGAAAACUUACUCCUA
Chrysoperla carnea is the source of this 1595-nucleotide messenger RNA. RefSeq lists its product as uncharacterized. Lineage: Eukaryota; Metazoa; Arthropoda; Insecta; Neuroptera; Chrysopidae. The transcript is spliced from 3 exons. The coding region runs from base 222 to 1259 and encodes 345 amino acids. The record is from RefSeq and is a predicted model, not a curated record.